This is a messenger RNA of Diceros bicornis minor, 1296 nucleotides long. It is a transcript of the gene NPBWR2, whose product is annotated as neuropeptides B and W receptor 2. Gene Ontology annotation, biological process: neuropeptide signaling pathway. NCBI's taxonomy places the organism in Eukaryota, Metazoa, Chordata, Mammalia, Perissodactyla, Rhinocerotidae. Gene Ontology annotation, molecular function: neuropeptide receptor activity; neuropeptide binding. Gene Ontology annotation, cellular component: membrane; neuron projection. The record is from RefSeq and is a predicted model, not a curated record.
AUGAAUCACUCUCGGGCCCACCUCAUGAUGCAGGCCGCUGGGCUGCAGCCCCUCUGCAGCAAGGGCUCCCCUUAGGUCGCCAUGGGCGCCAGCCUCUCUUGGGACAACAGCACUGGGCACGUCACCUUCCCCGAGCCACCGCAGGUCCUCUACGUGCUCCUGCCGGCGGUGUACUCCGUGAUCUGUGCCGUGGAGCUGGCGGGGAACACGACCGUCAUCUACGUGAUCCUCAAGGUGCCCAAGAUGAAGACGGUGACCAACGUGUUCAUCCUGAACCUGGCCGUGGCCAACGACCUCUUCACGCUGGUGCUACCCGUCAGCGUCACCGAGCACCUGCUGCAGCGCUGGCCCUUCGGGGAUCUGCUCUGCAAGCUGGUGCUGGCCCUCAACCACCACAACAUCUUCUCCAGCAUCUACUUCCUGGCGGCCAUGAGCGUGGACCGUUACCUGGUGGUACUAGCCACUGCGAGGUCCUGCCGUGUGCCCCAGCACACCCUCCGGGGGGCAAAGGUCACCAGCCUGUGCAUCUGGCUCAGCGUCACUAUCAUGGUGCUGCCCUACUUCGCCUUCACCGGUGUCUACAGCAACGAGUUGCAGGUCACCAGCUGCAGGCUGAGCUUCCCUCAGCCUGAGUGGGCCUGGUUCAGGGCCAGCUGCAUCUACACGCUGGUCCUGGGCUUCACGGUGCCCAUGUGCACCCUCUGCGUGCUCUACGUGGACCUGCUGCGUAGGCUGCGGGCCCUGCGGCUCCACUCCGGAGCCAAGGCUUUGGACAAGGCCAAGCAGAAGGUGACUGUCCUGGUCCUGGCUGUGCUGGCUGUGGGCCUGCUCUGCUGGAUGCCCUUCCACCUGGCCUCCAUCGUGGCCCUGAUCACAGACCUGCCCCAGACCUUGCUGGUCAUUAGCAUCUCCUACGUCAUCACCAGCUUCAGCUACGCCAGCUCCUGCCAACCUCUCCUCUACACCUUCCUGGACCACGGCUUCCGCCAGAGCUUCCGUACCACAUUCCGGUGCCCAGGGACCUGGCAUUUUGCCCUCUCGCCGAAGCAGAACAUCUCCACAGCAGAGAAGGUGCCAACCAAGUCUCCUCAGAAGACCCCAGACCCUCUGUUCCCUGGGGUGGUCCCGCCCCCCCCACAGCCCAGCAACAAGAGCAACAGCUCCCACCGGGAACUCUGUGGUGGGGACCAGAGCAGGCCAAGCGCAGGGCCUCCCGUGGGCCACAGCAUCCCUGGUGGGCAGAACCCAAAGUGGCAGGUGGCCCACAGCUUCCCUAAGGUGGAGCUGGACUGCUGA